Molecule: messenger RNA, 408 nt
Organism: Manis javanica (Malayan pangolin)
Lineage: Eukaryota; Metazoa; Chordata; Mammalia; Pholidota; Manidae
Source: RefSeq, a predicted model, not a curated record
AUGCAAAAUUACCCAAACCCUAUGAACCCAAGUGUGGUUGGAAUUGAUGCAUUGGGCAGACAUAUAGAUCCCUCUGUAAAGUUGCACAGCCAUAGAUUUCUCAGCACAGAGUGGGGACUACCUUCCACUGUGAAAUCUCUUAUUGGUGUGGCAAGAACCAAAACAUAUGUGCAAGAACAUUCUAUAACUGAUCCUGUAGAGAAAACAAUGGAACUUAAAUCUACCAAUAUUUCAUUUACAAAUAUGAUUUCAGUAGAUGAGAGACUUACAUACAAACUAUACCCUCAGGACCCAGAAAAAACUGUUCUGACUCAAGAAGCCAUAGUUUCUGUGAAAGGAGUCAGUCUCAACAGUUGUCUCGAAGGACUGAUGUCAAGUAUGGCAUUUUCAAACAUUAAUAAAGGCUGA